AUGAGCUUGGGAUCGAGCUCUAGCUAUGCGAUUGGAUGGUCGGCUUCUCGAGAUCGUACUGCUGAUACCAGCAGGGGUGGUAACUCCCUGCUACUCCCCAUCACCAUCUGGAGGAUCUCAAGAUCUGAUCCAAAUUUUUCAAUUUUUGAACGGUGGAGUAGACACAAAGAGACUUUUCCUACUUUAGCCAAGAUUGCUAAACAACUCCUUGCAGUUCCUGCCUCAACUGUCGUAGUUGAACAAACAUUUAGUAAUGGAGGCAACAUUUUAGAUGAAAGACGAUCAAGAUUAGGUCCAAAAUCAUUGGAAGCGCAAACUUGCCUCGAUGAUUGGGAAAGAGCUAGACUACAAAGUCAAAAAGACCUUAUACACUCAUCAUCAUCAGACGAGUGGGUAAAUGAUGGUUAUGGUACAACAACGGCGGCUUCUAGUUCCAACUCCUCCGAUGAUGAUGCAAGCAAUUAG
Molecule: messenger RNA, 465 nt
Organism: Dioscorea cayenensis subsp. rotundata (Guinea yam)
Lineage: Eukaryota; Viridiplantae; Streptophyta; Magnoliopsida; Dioscoreales; Dioscoreaceae
Exons: 2
Coding region: 1-465 (154 amino acids)
Molecular function (GO): protein dimerization activity
Source: RefSeq, a predicted model, not a curated record